UUAAAUAAUUUUUGACAUUAGUCUCUUCAGUUUUUAGAAUUUCACUAAAUUAGUUAUGACGUUCGUUAGUAAACUAAAAUAACAUAGUGUAUAAUUAUUUAAAAAUGAAUGUAAAUAAUAUCGCAGAAGAUCGUUUAGCUCCUGCUUUAGAUGUUAUUGAAAGUCCACGGAAAAGAAUGCGCGUCGAUAAUUCCUCUCGCAAAAGCUGGAGUUUGAUGGACAGAAGAACUGAUUCUGAUGUUCUCAAUGAGAUGGGUGUCAGUUUAUUGGACCCGGAGGAGGAGCAAUCAGAGCAUAAUGUGCAGAAAUCAUUAAAAAGAAAACACGACAUAGAGAAUGUUAAUCCUAAUGUGAACAGCGUGUCCCGGGGACGGUUCAGCCCCAGGUCUCCACUGAAGAUGAGCCCCGGACCCUCUAAGGUACUGGCGAAAAGUCCACGCAGCUGUGAUAAGGCCAAGCCGGAUCUGGACUCGUCGCUGCCCCUGACAUAUGUCAAUGAUGAGGAGACCCCGCUCGGCCAAUCGGUGGCCGUUUCGUGUAAACACGCGGCAAAACCUCACAACACCAGCAAGAAGGAAAACUAUUUCGAUUUGGCCCCCCCCGUGCCCAGCCCCCCCGCGGACGGAGGGGACUCCUUCCUGUCUCUAUCAGACGAGGUGGUGCUGUCAGUGAUGCGCUGGCUGCCGAAGAGGACGCUAGCUCACUGUAUGCUGGUCUGCAAACGAUGGCGUCGAAUAGCCUCCGAUGAGACCCUCUGGACCCGCCUGGACCUGGGGAACAAGACCCUCGCGGCGGGGGCCUUAGGAAAGGUCGUCAAUAGGACACCCAUAGUACUGCGGCUGGCGGGGAGCGAGAUAGGCGAAUGGCAUCCCGAGCCAGCUCCAGUACAAACAAGAAUCCAGUAUCUGGACCUGAGCAUGUGCACCAUAGACUAUAGAACUCUUGAGAGUUUGCUCAGUCGGUGCUCAGGGCUCAAGAAACUCAGUCUGGAGAAUGUUAAACUGAGCGAAUACAGCCAGGAGUUGAUUGGGAAAUGCAGCGGCCUUGAAACCCUAAACCUGGCUAUGGCUCAAGGCAUCACAGCAACCGGACUGACUAACAUACUAGAGGGAUGUCCCGGCCUGUCCUCGCUGAACAUCUCCUGGUGUAACUUGAGCGAGGCGGCGCUGGAGGUGCUGGUGACGAGGCUGCCUCAGAAGUUGAGCCGGCUCAACAUAAGCGGCGCUCGCAGUAUGACUGACGAAAAUGUCCAGGCAUUGUCGUGUCGCUGCCCGCGCCUGCUGGAGCUGGACGUGUCGGACUGCUCUCGUCUCAGCGCCUGUUCGUUGAGCGCCCUGCUGCCUCUCACCCGCCUGGAACACCUGGCGCUCAGCCGCUGCUACCUGCUGCCGCCGCACGCGCUCACUAAGCUGUCUCGCAUGUCCUCCCUUCAAUUCGUGGAGGUGUGGGGGACUCUGCAGCACGCGUCCCUGGCGGCGCUGCGGGCAGCCCUGCCGGCGGUCACCAUCAACCAGUUCAUGUUUAGCGCCAUCGCCCGCCCAACGGUCGGCACGCGGCGGACAUCGGUAUGGGGUCUAAGGACUAGAGACUGAACACAAAGUAAAUAAUAGUUAUAUUAUAAUAAACCCUUAAUACUGGUUGUUAACUUAGCGACUGUGAGUUUAGUAGUUAACGGGAACUGUAAUGAUUAGAGUACAGUUUUCUUAGAACUUUUUCGAUCAAUCUUCAAGUAAAUCAUUGUAUUUGGUGCUUUAAGACUUAGGUGUAUUUAGAAUGAAAACUCGUAGUUGGCUCGAGCCUAGUACAAGUAUGAACGUAACAACUGAAUGUAUUAUAGUUUUUAUUCAAGAAAAUCAGCAAAUUUAUUAUACGAAAAGAUUGAUGAAUUGGACACCUACAAACUGUCAGUGUGCACGUUAAAACGCAGUGCUUGUUAACCAACAUCGCGGUAGGAGGUGUACUGUGUUUGUCUGUACUGUAAAUGAUUCGUCUAUGCGAAGGGCUGUAGAUGUGAGGGUAGUGUACAUAUUGACAAAAUAUAUUUAUAAUUUUCC
Messenger RNA from Danaus plexippus (monarch butterfly), 2054 nucleotides. RefSeq names its product S-phase kinase-associated protein 2 (gene Skp2). NCBI's taxonomy places the organism in Eukaryota, Metazoa, Arthropoda, Insecta, Lepidoptera, Nymphalidae. Bases 105 to 1592 code for a protein of 495 amino acids. Gene Ontology annotation, molecular function: protein binding. The record is from RefSeq and is a predicted model, not a curated record. The transcript is spliced from 13 exons.